Molecule: messenger RNA, 3775 nt
Organism: Terrapene triunguis (Three-toed box turtle)
Lineage: Eukaryota; Metazoa; Chordata; Testudines; Emydidae
Gene: REEP1
Product: receptor accessory protein 1
Exons: 9
Coding region: 125-970 (281 amino acids)
Biological process (GO): endoplasmic reticulum tubular network organization
Cellular component (GO): endoplasmic reticulum membrane; endoplasmic reticulum tubular network; cytoplasmic microtubule
Molecular function (GO): microtubule binding
Source: RefSeq, a predicted model, not a curated record
AAUGCCGAAUGGCUGAGCCGCUCGCUCUGCUCAUUCCGGUGGGAGCCGCAGACAGACAUAUUCAGGGACGGAGGAACAGGGGGACCCCUCCCUGGCAAGAGAGCGGCACCCUGCACACAGCGCCAUGGUGUCAUGGAUCAUCUCCAGGCUAGUUGUGAUUAUAUUUGGCACUCUUUACCCUGCGUAUUAUUCUUACAAAGCUGUAAAAUCAAAGGAUAUUAAAGAAUAUGUCAAAUGGAUGAUGUACUGGAUCAUAUUUGCACUCUUCACAACAGCCGAGACUUUCACAGAUCUUUUUCUUUGCUGGUUUCCAUUCUAUUAUGAACUGAAAAUAGCUUUUGUAGCUUGGUUGCUGUCUCCGUACACAAAAGGCUCCAGCCUCCUGUAUAGAAAAUUUGUACACCCAACACUGUCUUCAAAAGAAAAGGAAAUUGAUGACUGCCUCGUCCAAGCGAAGGAUCGGAGCUACGAUGCCCUGGUGCACUUUGGGAAGCGGGGACUGAAUGUUGCAGCAACGGCAGCCGUGAUGGCGGCUUCCAAGGGACAAGGAGCUCUGUCUGAGAGACUCAGGAGCUUUAGCAUGCAGGAUCUCUCAACCAUUCGAGGAGACAGCAGCAGUCCUGUAUCUCCUCCCGUCACUGUACGAACAAGCAGCAAACAGAGCAAGCCCAAAACAUCCAGAAGUGCAUCAGAAAGCACGGGCAGCUCAGUUUGCUCAUGUUGUUCGGUGUGCCGAAUCCUCAGAGUGGUUGAGGUAGACAUGGAUGAUGCGUGUGAAAAGCCUCGUGAGGCAAACUGUGAAACAAAAGACUUAGUGUUCUCAGAUGAUGAAGAGCAUGAUUUAUUGGAUCACAUGGUCAAGAACAGAAGGCUCAAAAAGAAGGAACAAGUUCUUGAGGCACCGCCUAGGCCCCUUAGACCUCGCUUCAGGAAGAAAAGUACCUCGACCUCUACCACUGAAACCAUGUGAGUGCGAUGAGCCAAUAGCACCAAGAUCCACAGAAUGUCUCUCUUCUGCCUUAAAGAGCUACUUGCUAAUUAUGUAGAAAAACAGCAGUGAGAUGGAUGCGAUUUGAUGUGCAGCACUGCAGACAUGGCCUUUCUCUCUUCCCUUAAGUUACAUGUUACUUGCAUUUUCCCAUAACAUGUUAGAACACUCUCACAGGUGGUAACAGUGUCAGAGUCCCCCUGUUUCAUUUGCAGAAUAUACAACCACUCCAGCUAACCCUGUCAGGCUGUAUAUUUGCAAUUAUUAGUUGUGUCUGCAUAGUUUUAGCUUGUGAAUGCAAACAAACAAAAAAAUACUCAAUAGAUCUCAAUGAUACUUUGACUAAUGUAUCUAUUUAUGGCUUUAUCCUUAACGAAGUGGACUUGCAGGAGCCAUAGAUUUUUCUCCCUACCCUUCCUCCAUCUUAUAACAAGACUGUGACUGACGUGAGAUAUUUUGAAUUCUUUCUACUGUACAGAAUGUCUGAGACUUAUUAGCAAAAGUUGAGCUGCAACUCCAUUUCUUUUUCUGCAAGUAAAUUAUGUGAACUCCAGUCAUUGUGCUGAAAAUAUAGAGAAAACAACUUAGAGAUGAUGAGAAAGAGAGAUGUACAAGAAAAUAAACUGAUUUCACAAAAUAAAGUAGGGGAGUCUUAAUUUUGAUACUCCUGAGCCAGAAGAAGAGUGAUAUAUUUUGUAGAAAAUGAAAGAAUUAAUCUUAUAACUUUUGACCAACAUUUUACUGGCAGUUCUACAAUAUAUGCAAGCCAUGUUUGUAAUAACUGCUACAAUGUUAACCAGAAUCACAUUAGCCAUUGAUUUCAUAGGGCAAAAUUCACCUUCCUCAUCUGCAUGUAUGAGCUCACUUCAGAUGUUUUGUUUUACUGGAGUGGAUGUGGGAAUUGCACUCCCAUAGCCAGAGAAGAACAUUGGAAUUGAGCUCUUCCAUGUGGCUUGGAGAGAAUUUUGUCAGUAUGUGGAUUCUGGUUUAAACCAUGAGACUCUGUAGUUUGGCUGGUGCAUUGGUAUCCAUAUAUAAAUGCUAAAUACAAAAGAAGAGGAAGAAGUUGUAGGAUAAGUGUAUUUGUGCUUAAAGUUGGUGUCUUCUGUAAAUGUAAAGCAUGUGAAAUUCAUAAAUGAGUUAAUUAUGUGGCCCUUUGUGUUUGCUCUUGGCCCUCUCCCAUAGACUAGAAAAACUUUUAGAAUCAUGUGACAUGAUUGCCAUUGAUAACUGAUCAAUAAACAGACUUGAUUAUGAAUAAUAUUGUUAACCUAGUUCAGGUACAGAAGUGGCCCAGCAUGCCAAUGACUGGUUAGAGUGCACCAGGCUCAGAGAUAAGCAUAUCCAACGUGGCCUUUGUUAAAUAUUAUCUGCCGGAUAGGCUUCUAAAUCUCAGCCUUCUUGCUAACUCAUCUUGAGGUAAUUCUGAAGCUUCCUUAAAUGGUUUGAGAAGUAAAAAUUACUGCUGUCCCCUCCCCACAAAGAUUUGUAUCAGUUUGGCUAGUAGGAAGAAAGGGCAAACAGACAUUUCUUGUGAUUGCCACAAUAUUUGGACCUGUUAUUGGAAAAUCUGAUUUCCCUUCUAAGCAUUGAGUAGACUGUGUUUUGUGAAGACAAUAUGCUAAAAAAAAAAAGUGUUCUAGAUGGCAGUUGAAAAAUAUUCCGUCGUUAGAACACACUCAGCAAAAGCUUUGAGUAGCUAAGCUUAUGUAUUUAAGUUAAGCAGCUCUAGAGUCAAUUUGAUUUUUCAACAAUUAAAAAAAAAAAAAAAGGAACUUUGCUUGAAGUGUUAGUUAAAAUUAAAAUCCUGUUGCAAGCAAGCUUCAUUUUCAGUGCUACGCAAUAGGGUGCCAUAAGACAAAACAAAAGCUGACAAGCUUGCACUCAAAUUAUGCCAAAAAUAAAAAUAUAUAGCUGCAUAACGUUUGAUGACUUCUACUCUCAUACACACUGUAUUAAUUCAUCCUCACUAAAGUUAUUAAAUGUCUGAUCUGCUGUUUUACUGUAAACUUGACUGUUUCGAUUUUCUUAAAUGCUGAGGUGAAACUGUUGACAAGGGAGUUGCCUUAUCUCUCGAAGACAUUCACUGGAAAAAAAAAUCUUUUCAUAUCGCUGGCAAAAAUGUGUUAUCAACUGAGCUGUGUAUUUGUGUAUAGACUGACAAGAAAUGUGAAUGCCUAAACAUGUACACUGAGUGGUACAGUGUUCUGUACACAGGAUAGAACAAUCACUUGCUUUGAAUUCAGUGUAUUACAGACACAGGUUGUUUACAAAUGCUUCCUCUAAAGGUCUGUCAUUUUAACAUUCAGAUACAUAUGUUUAUUUGGGAUCCACAUCAGCUGUAUGUUCUUUGGUCCUGACUCUUCUCUCAGGCAUUGUCUCCCCUUGGGAAUAACCUCAGUUCAACAAUUGGUGUUGCUACACAUGGGCUGACCACUAGCAGUAGACAAAGGCAAACCUGGGUUUGUGUCAAUUGAACUAAUCAGAAUAUCACAUGCUAGCUGGCCCUUUAAGGGGAAUGGGGCCCCAGCCCCUCCUCUGACUAAUCAGUUGCCACCCAGCUGAAGCAGUAAGAUCAAGGAGCAGGUAGCUUGAAGAUAACCUGGUUCUCAUCAAUAACAAGAGCUCAUAUUGGGGGCAAGGCCCCCUCCAGCCUCAGUCUUCAGCUCUGGGGAAAGAACUCAGUGUAUAUGACUCUCAGGUGGCUGUAAGCCCAUAUGGAGUAGUUAGGCCCCUGCAAAAGCCCCCAGCUCAGGCAAUGAUAUGUUGAAUGUGUUAUUUUGAAGA